Molecule: messenger RNA, 1107 nt
Organism: Telopea speciosissima
Lineage: Eukaryota; Viridiplantae; Streptophyta; Magnoliopsida; Proteales; Proteaceae
Product: pirin-like protein
Exons: 8
Coding region: 18-971 (317 amino acids)
Source: RefSeq, a predicted model, not a curated record
AUCAUGCACACACAAACAUGAGAGCUCCAAUUCGUUGGUUACUGUCUAACUGCUCUCCAAUCAAAACUCCUUCCAUAAAAAAUUUUUGUACAGGAGAUCAAGCCUCUGGUAUAAUCAAACCCAGAUUAGAAGUUGGUAGGUUCCUUACCAAGGUUCGAAAUGAAGGAGAUGGAGCUGUUGUUAGAAGAUGCAUUUUAAGCAAGGAAUUCAAGAAUGUGGAUCCGUUUAUUCUGUUGGAUGAGUUCGAUGUUUCUGCACCUGGGGGGUUCACUGACCAUCCACAUAGAGGUUUUGAGACUGUCACAUAUAUGUUACAGGGAGCUUUGACUCAUCAAGAUUUUGCAGGGCACAAGGGCACAAUCAGAACUGGUGAUGUACAGUGGAUGACUGCUGGUCGGGGAAUAGUUCACUCGGAAAUGCCUGGAGAAGGAACCAAUAAGGGCCUGCAGCUUUGGGUCAAUUUAUCGUCCAAAGAUAAAAUGGUCGAGCCUAGAUACCAAGAUUUACCCAAGGAGAAUAUCAAGAGUGCUGAGAAAAACGGAGUUGAGGUCAGGGUUAUCACAGGAGAAGCCAUGGGAAUCCGGUCUCCAGUAUUCACUAGAACUCCAGCAAUGUACCUUGAUUUCAUUCUGAAACCUGAAGCUAAAUGGUACCAAAGUAUUCCAGUGUCCUGGAACUCCUUUGUGUAUGUGAUUGAAGGAGAGGGUGUCUUCGGGACAUUGGAUUCAGCAGCAGUGACGGCUCACCAUGUCCUGGUCUUGGGUCCAGGGAACGGUGUCAAUGUAUGGAACAAAUCCACUGAGCCUCUCAGAUUCAUUCUGAUUGGAGGGCAACCUCUUAAUGAACCUGUUGCUAGACGUGCGUUCUUUGUGAUGAACACUCAAGCUGAGAUAAACCAGACUCUUGAGGACUAUCGCCUUUUCCAAAAUGGUUUUGAAAAGGCUAGGGAUUGGAGGUCUCAACCAAUCUAGGUUGAACAUUUGAAACAUGUGGAAUGGGUCUGAAUAGGAACAAGAACAUAUCAAUCCAAAAAAGCAAGAAGAGUAGCAUCUCUAUUUACAUCCAACACAGAGAAAUUAAAUGGUUGCAGGAAGGAAGAACUGAUAC